AUGAUCAUCCUGAUUGUCGAGGUCAUGGUUGAGGGUGUCUUGCGUCGUCGAUUUGUCAUGUACCCCCAGCUCGAAUCCUCCGACGCUAGGGCUCAAAUUCAAAAAGCCUUCGUCGCAGUUAUUGGCCAGGCCGUUAACAACCGCUGCAUCUGCGAAGCUAUUUGGUUCGUCAUCAUCUUCCAUGCCGUCAUAGUGGCGCAUGAUGGAUCAGGCGGUACUGCCGGUAAUUCGCUCAUUGAGGACGACGGAGUGCCAUUGGUAGAUUUCGACCGCUUCAUAUCGCCGGAAUGUUCCGAUGACGCAGCAGUCGAACCAACGGAUUCCGAGGGCCGGGUUUCCAUGCGGCGUUUGUGUGGUCUGCUAGUCAACAUGUCGCCAGCAUAA
Messenger RNA from Babesia ovata, 384 nucleotides. Its product is annotated as REP helicase, putative. The record is from RefSeq and is a predicted model, not a curated record. NCBI's taxonomy places the organism in Eukaryota, Apicomplexa, Aconoidasida, Piroplasmida, Babesiidae. Bases 1 to 384 code for a protein of 127 amino acids. The transcript is spliced from 2 exons.